Molecule: messenger RNA, 2838 nt
Organism: Fusarium redolens
Lineage: Eukaryota; Fungi; Ascomycota; Sordariomycetes; Hypocreales; Nectriaceae
Exons: 6
Coding region: 110-2638 (842 amino acids)
Biological process (GO): transmembrane transport
Cellular component (GO): membrane
Molecular function (GO): ATP binding; ATP hydrolysis activity; ABC-type transporter activity
Source: RefSeq, a predicted model, not a curated record
AAUCCGCUGACUAAUCCCUUCUUACCCCGGAACAUCAAAACCCCGAUCCCUUGACAUCAUCCUCAACUCACCCUCGAAAGCUCACGCCCAUCACAAAAUUUCCUCAGCCAUGGCAAAGGCAGAGCUUGGAUUGAAGAUUGGCUUCUACGCCUAUCCCAUCGUCCUCUUCGUCACGCUCCUUGGCGUUCAGUCCGCUCAGUUCUACACAAGUCGCCAUGGCACGACGACGCGUAAAGUCGCGUUGGACAAUGACUUGAAACAACAUGUUGACAAGAUUCGAAAAUUUUACGCGAGGUGUAUUUGGGUUCUUCAGGUCAUACUCUCGGGAUUGUUGAUUGCGAGUGUUGGGUAUGCUACGAGGGAGGUUUUUGCGGAUCAGGAUGAUGUGAAGGGCAGUGUUGUCUUUUCGUUUAGUGCAUAUCUCGCGUCCUUUGUUGGUGUUUUAUUAUACUACGUCGCCGGUCUUCUCCCAGACCCUGAAGGACCGUGGAAUCCGAACGCCGCUCACCUUUCAGCAUGGUGCGUCGGUGCUCUUGCAGAGAUUGUCAUCGCAGCAGCUCUUUCAGCCGUUGAGCCGAAACUUCGAGUAUCACCUGGCUUUGUCGACACUCUCAACAUCCUUGGAGCUGCCAGGGUUUUUGUGUUGGCUUUGAUGAUCGGAGCGUUGAGUUUGAGGGAGUAUAAGACUAAGUCUCUUGAGCCGAAGUCUUUGCCGGAGGAGAGACAGGGACUUCUUGAGAAUGGGAAUGGGGCGGCGGAGGGGUAUGGAAGUGUUCAACCUACGGCUGCUGAGCCGAGAAGGACGCAGGUUUCUGGAACUGGAUGGUUGGAUUACUUUGCUGGAUUCCGAGUCUUGUUCCCCUACCUCUGGCCAAAGGGUUCACCCGUCUACCAAGCCAUCGUACUAAUCUGCAUCAUCCUCCUCAUCUGCCAACGCACCGUCAACGUCCUAGCUCCCCUCCAACUCGGCAAUCUCGUCGACAGCCUCGGCGAAGGCAAACUUCCCUAUCGAGAAAUCAUCCUCUACGUCGUAUACCGCGCCCUCCAAGGCAACCAAGGCGUUCUCGGCGCCGCCCGAUCCCUCCUCUGGCUCCCCGUAUCCCAAUCGCUCUUCCGCCGUCUCUCCUCCGCUGCUUUCGAACACGUCCUCGGUUUAUCCCUCGAAUUCCACCUCAACAAAAAAGUCGGCGAAGUCACCAGCGCCUUGAGCCGUGGUGCUUCAAUCAACACCUUUCUUGAAAGUUUCUGCUUCCAGGUUUUUCCCAUGGUGUUUGACAUUUUCGUCGCUGGUGUGAUCUUUUUCGUGAAAUACGAUGCUUUUUACACCAUUAUUGUGUUCUUUAUAAUGUGGUCUUACAUCUUUUUAACGAUCUACGUCGCCAAGUAUCGGGGAAAACAACGAAGGGACAUGACCAUCAAGACCCGCGAGAUGGAAGCUGUCAAGACGGAUGCUAUAGUCGCUUAUGAAACUGUUCAGCACAAUUGUGCUGUUGCGCGUGAGACGGCACGGUUCAGAGAGCAUGUUACUGUUUUUCAGCGGGCGGAGAGAUUGGUGCAGUGGUCCUUGAACGGGCUGAAUCUCACGCAGAGUUCGAUUUUCACGUUGGGAACGGCGUUGCUUGUUUCGGUGUCGGCGUAUAAGAUUUCGAUUGGGGAGCAGACUGUUGGUGAGUUUGUGAGUUUGAUCAAUUACUUUGUUCAGCUUCAGGGUCCUUUGAACUUUUUUGGGACAUAUUAUACUAUGCUUCAGAAUAACCUUAUUGAAGCUGAACGGCUGCUUGAUAUCUUCAAAGAAACACCUGGCGUGGUUGAGAAACCCGAUGCUAUCCAGUUGCCCUCACCCAAGGGUGAAGUCUCCUUCAACGAUGUCAAGUUCGCAUAUCACAUUAAGAAAGGCGAUCCUGUUCUCGACGGCAUCAACUUCACAGUCGCUCCAGGCACAAAGACUGCGAUUGUUGGAGAAUCAGGUAGUGGAAAGUCGACCUCUCUCAAACUCCUCUUCCGCUUUUACGACGUCACGGAUGGCUCCAUCACCAUUGACGGUCACGACCUUCGAGAUCUCAAGCUCGAGAGCCUGCGCAGCAACAUCGGAGUCGUUCCCCAGGACACGGUUCUGUUCAAUGCGACGAUCAUGUACAAUCUUCUUUACGCGAGACCGGAUGCGACAGAGGCAGAUGUUUAUGAAGCAUGCAAGGCAGCGAAUAUUCAUGAGCGUAUUCUUAACUUUCCGGACGGGUAUGAGACGAAGGUUGGAGAGCGAGGAUUGAAGUUGUCGGGAGGUGAACGUCAAAGAAUUGCCAUCGCACGCGCCAUUCUCAAAGACGCUCGUAUCCUCCUCCUCGACGAAGCCACCGCCUCUCUCGACUCACACACAGAGCGUCAGAUCCAAGAUGCCCUCGAGCGCGUCACCGAAGGUCGCACAACAAUCACCAUCGCUCACCGCCUCUCCACCAUCACGACAUCAGACCAGAUCAUCGUACUUCACAAGGGCAAGAUUGUCGAGCGCGGAACACAUAACGAACUACUAGCUCAAGGUGGUCGAUACCACGCUAUGUGGGAGAAACAAACGACUAUUGAGAAGAAGGAGAAGGAGAAGAAGGAGUUGGAGGGUGAGGCGUCGGAGACUGGGUCUCAGUAAGAUGAUGUGUAGGAUAUGUAAUUUAGAAGGUUGGGAAAGUCAUUGCAGCGAUUGGCUGUCGAACUGUAAGUUAGAGAGCGUGGCGUGUAAGAAAAGUCAUUGUUUAUUUGUUGGAUCUCGUAUCGUGCUUUGCAUGAACCGUCCAUCUUGAAUUGAGAGGCUGGCGUCGCGUCUUACAACACCAAAAUUGUGCUACAAUA